AUGAAUAUUCUAAACUUAGAUUCAAAAGCAUUUGAGAUUCAGGUUGGUGAUCAUGUGUUUUUGAGAGUGAAUCUUGUAACCGGUGUUGGACGUGCUUUGAAGUGUAGGAAGUUAACUCAUCGUUUUGUUGGACCGUUUGAGAUUAUUGAGAAGUUACGGAAGUAUGUGUAUGAUGCGUCACAUGUGAUUCAAGUGGAUGAUUUGGAAGUAAGGGAUAAUUUGACCGUUGAGACUUGGCCAGUUAGGAUUGAGGAUCGUGAAGUGAAGCGUUUGCGAGGCAAAGAGAUCGUUUUGGUGAAGACAAUGCCUCUCAAAGCUACAAAGUCAAGUUAUUACCUCUGA
Molecule: messenger RNA, 342 nt
Organism: Medicago truncatula (barrel medic)
Lineage: Eukaryota; Viridiplantae; Streptophyta; Magnoliopsida; Fabales; Fabaceae
Exons: 3
Coding region: 1-342 (113 amino acids)
Source: RefSeq, a predicted model, not a curated record